Scheffersomyces amazonensis is the source of this 516-nucleotide messenger RNA. RefSeq lists its product as uncharacterized. The transcript has a single exon. Gene Ontology annotation, molecular function: nascent polypeptide-associated complex binding. The coding region runs from base 1 to 516 and encodes 171 amino acids. NCBI's taxonomy places the organism in Eukaryota, Fungi, Ascomycota, Pichiomycetes, Serinales, Debaryomycetaceae. Gene Ontology annotation, cellular component: mitochondrial outer membrane. The record is from RefSeq and is a predicted model, not a curated record.
AUGUCCUCCGAAUUUCCUAGUGUUCCAGAAGUCCACAAGCAGACUCCUACUCAACAGAUUGAAGAAGAAUACGAAAACUUAAAGAAGGAUGUUGAAGGAAUCGCCAAAGAUGCUUAUGAAGAGGGUAAAACAGAAGGUGAGAAAAUCAAGAAGGAAUUACGAAAAUUUAGAAAGGAAGCUGAAUCUUAUUUUGCCAAACUUCUUGAUUCAUUGAAACGCGUUGGAGCUCAAGCUCAAACUUCUAUUCAAGGUGUUGCAAGUAAAGCAUCGAAGACAUCCUCCACUGUAUUUUCUCAGACUGUAACUGAAUUGCAAAAUCCAGUAGUCAUUGCUCAAACUGUUGUUGGUAUUACCGGUAUUGCUGCCGGAUACGCUGCUUAUUUAGAAAGGAGUAGGAUCAACACUGAUAAUAAAUUGGUAUUAAGUCUUCAUGCAUCCAUUAUUACAGGUUUAAUCUUACUUGAUGGUUUCUUGUUUACUACUUAUUAUCCUAAAUACGACAAGAAGAAGUUAUGA